AUGUCGAAUUCGAAAGAGGGUUCUGUAUCAAUUGCAUUUAUUCAUCCAGAUUUAGGUAUUGGGGGCGCAGAACGAUUGAUCGUGGACGCUGCCUUAGGUUUGCAACAACAGGGCAACAAAGUCAUCAUAUACACAAGCCAUUGCGAUAAAUCACACUGUUUUGAGGAAAUUAAAGAUGGCACCAUUGAAGUAGAAGUCAUCGGAGAUCAUUUACCAACUCACAUAUAUGGUAAAUUCGCUAUCGUUUGUGCUACUAUAAGACAAAUAUUUUUGACUUCACAGCUGCUCCUCACCAAGAAGGCCAUUAACUAUGACGUCUUCAUAGUUGAUCAAUUGUCAACUUGUCUUAUAUUAUUGCAUAAAUAUACUUCUGCUGUCACUUUAUUCUAUUGUCAUUUCCCUGACCAAUAUUUGACCAAAAGAGAUAGUCUCCUAAAGAAGUUAUAUCGUAUCCCAUUUGAUUUAAUUGAGCAGUUCACUAUUAGUACAGCAGAUCAUGUUGUCGUCAACUCCAAUUUUACGAAAUCAAUGUAUCAUAGGGCUUUCAAAUAUUUGAACGAUACUGAACCAGAUGUCAUUUAUCCAUGCGUUAGUUUAUCUAACGAUCCAAUAAAUGAGGGAGAUGAAAAAUUAUUCAGUCAUUUAUUAAAUCCGGAAGAUAAAUUCUAUUUAAGUAUUAAUAGGUUCGAUAGGGCCAAAAAUAUACUCUUAGCAUUGAAAUCAUUUGCCCUAUCAGGAGAAUCAAAGAAUGAUAAUGCUAAAUUAUUAAUAUGUGGUGGUUACGAUGAAAGGGUCAUUGAAAACGUUAUUUGCUUAAAGGAACUGCAAAGGGAAGCUGAUAUAUUAAAGUUAUCAUAUUCAACGAUAUUUUAUCCUGAAUUUGAAAGAAAUAAAGAUUUAGAUAUGUUUACAGCCAAACACAGUAAAAUUAUCUUUUUAACUUCUAUUUCUACAUCCUUAAAAGAAUUAUUGUUAAAUAAAACAGAAAUGUUAUUAUAUACUCCAACAAAUGAACAUUUCGGUAUAGUUCCUGUGGAAGCAAUGAAACAUGGGAAACCUGUCUUAGCAACAACAUCUGGUGGUCCAUUAGAAACAGUUGAAACUUUAAUUCCAGGAAGGAACGAUUCCGCUGCAACAGGCUGGCUAAGAGAUCCCAAACCAGAACGUUGGGCAAAAGUUAUUGAUGAAUGGAUCGUUCUGCAAAAGGACCCUAAUUCUAAAAUUAAUUUUGGAAAAAGUGGACCAAAUAGAGUUAAGAAACAUUUUUCUCGCGAUUCCAUGACUCAAUCAUUCGAAGAUAUAAUUGAAAAAUUAAUCUGGAAACCUAAAUAUACCUACCAAUGGGAAAACGUUGUAGGACCUAUCUUUAAUUUGAUUUUACAAUUAAUUUUAACGCGCCUUUUCCCAGGUCAGAUGUGGCCAUUCAUAUCACUCGCUAUCUUUGCGUUACUAUUAAGAGAUUUUAGAUCUUUAGUUUACUGGGUAUUUGCUUUGAUUUUAUUAAAUGCUUUAUAG
This is a messenger RNA of Naumovozyma dairenensis CBS 421, 1515 nucleotides long. RefSeq names its product GDP-Man:Man(1)GlcNAc(2)-PP-dolichol alpha-1,3-mannosyltransferase (gene ALG2). Lineage: Eukaryota; Fungi; Ascomycota; Saccharomycetes; Saccharomycetales; Saccharomycetaceae. The transcript has a single exon. Gene Ontology annotation, molecular function: GDP-Man:Man(1)GlcNAc(2)-PP-Dol alpha-1,3-mannosyltransferase activity; alpha-1,3-mannosyltransferase activity. Bases 1 to 1515 code for a protein of 504 amino acids. The record is from RefSeq and is a predicted model, not a curated record.